This is a messenger RNA of Rhododendron vialii, 1008 nucleotides long. RefSeq lists its product as uncharacterized. The transcript is spliced from 3 exons. Bases 1 to 1008 code for a protein of 335 amino acids. Lineage: Eukaryota; Viridiplantae; Streptophyta; Magnoliopsida; Ericales; Ericaceae. The record is from RefSeq and is a predicted model, not a curated record. Gene Ontology annotation, molecular function: protein binding.
AUGGCGUGGAUUCCAAUCCAAAGUGAACAAAGAAAGAAGAAAUUUAUUCAACUUUUUUCCUUCUCAUCAAACUCAUCAACAAUGGAGAAACAAGGACAUGGUCACAUUCCAGAUGAUUGCUGGGAACUUACAUUCAAGAAAAUGAGACAAGAUGAUGAGCGUGAUUGGAUUUUAUAUCUUUGGACUCGAGAUCUCGUUUCGGACAAGCAUAUACUUUUAGUUGCAAAAGCACUUCCUCCAUUAAAGAAGCUCGAGCUCGUUGGUUUUGAUUUCGGGGACCAGUAUUUGGAGAUCUCAUUGAAAUUGCUUUUGCUGGCAUGUCAAUUGACAUUGGAAGAGCUAACACUAGGAAGUUUUCCCCUCACAGACACAAGUAUAAGUGAAUUGGCUCAGCAUCCCUCUAGUCUAACUUUUAUAGAGCUUGAUGAUUGUUCUGUGGUCACCUUUUACACUCUCACAAAAAGUUGUCCUUUACUUGAAAAACUUAAGAUGACAUUAAUGAGAGGACAAGGGAUGGAUACUUUUUGUCUGGAUUAUUUACUUAAAAACAACCGUAUGUGGCACCUUGAUAUCUCCUCGAAUACGUGGUUGACUGAUAUGAAUCUCCAGAACUUUGGGCAAGUUUCAGAUGUUUUCGGGAGAUAUUAUGUCGACCUCUCUGUACUAAACUUAAAGACUUUGAGAACUCGUCGGAUGCAAAUUGAUGAUGAAGGAAUGACAAUGAUUGGAAAUAGGUGUCUAAAUCUCCGAUAUUUGGACAUUGGAUCAUGCAAAAAAUUGACAGAUGAAGGCGUAAUGGAGGCGGUGAGGAACUGCCAAAGAUUGAGGGAGAUAAAUUUAUUUGAGUGCAAAAAAGUGAGCAGCGAUAUUUUACAUCAGAUGGUGUUGUCAAGGCCCUCCCUAAGGAGAAUCGGUCUGCCACGUUUUGAUGAUCUCAGUGAACAGAUGAUGAAGGAAUUCUUGUCCUUCGGCUGCUGGCUUAGCGUACCUUCAACAGAACUCUUUUGA